AUUAGAAAACAUAUGGAAUCCAAAUUUUUUCGGUUUCUCAAAAUUGUGGGAGUUGGAUUCAAAGCUAGAACCGAAGCAGAAGGCCGUCAGCUUUUCCUAAAACUAGGUUACAGCCACAAGGUGGAGUUUGCUAUCCCUCCUACUGUCCUAGUGUUCUGCUUCAAACCCAACACAGUUUGCUGCACUGGAUUAGACAAACACAGGGCGUACUACUUUGCUGCUGUUGUUCAUAGCUGCAAGCCUCCCGAGGUCUACAAGGGCAAGGGUAUAAUGUACAUUGAUGAAGUUGUUAAAAAGAAGCCAUGGAAGAAAUCAAAAUGA
This is a messenger RNA of Asparagus officinalis (garden asparagus), 321 nucleotides long. RefSeq names its product 60S ribosomal protein L6, mitochondrial-like. Bases 13 to 321 code for a protein of 102 amino acids. Gene Ontology annotation, biological process: translation. The transcript has a single exon. Gene Ontology annotation, molecular function: rRNA binding; structural constituent of ribosome. Lineage: Eukaryota; Viridiplantae; Streptophyta; Magnoliopsida; Asparagales; Asparagaceae. Gene Ontology annotation, cellular component: ribosome. The record is from RefSeq and is a predicted model, not a curated record.